UUGAGUCUUCUGGGAUACUGACAGUGCUGGCCUUUGGUUGUUGCAAUCGUGGGUGUGAUGAUUUCACCCCAAACCUCAACUCAAGGGUCUGUGGGUGGCAUUUUUCAAAUGGCAAAGCAGCUGGGCUGACACGGUUUGCCUGGAAUGAGGGAAAGGCUUUCCCCGACCACAUCAGCCAUUCUACCAAACGCCAAAAGAAAAUGCUCCCUGCGACUGUGGAGGGCGAAGGAAGAGCUGAACCAGGCCCAAGUCACCUUGACAUUGCUCAACAGACCCCUAGUACUUCGAGUGUUUUGGUGCUUGAAAUUGAGAAUGAGAUGCUCAGAAAAGAAAAUGACAAACUGAAAAAAGAAUUGGAGAAACAAAAACAAACAUUUUCAUUUAGUCAAAUCUCCUCCCACCCCGACAGAGUCAACUGUUACACUGGCUUGCCAGAUGCUGCCACAGUCUUCUUUUUGGAAGCCCUUCUUUCCAAAUUUGAUCUCCAGUAUCACUUUGAUUGGAAUGUCCAAAUAAUGCCCCUAAUCGAUCAGUUGCUCUUGACUUUGAUGAAGCUCCGACUGAAUUGUGGUGUCCUAGACCUUUCUACGAGGUUUAAUUGCAGCCGUGCCACAGUCACCAACAUCUUCAUCACCAUCACCAGUGCACUGUAUGACAUUUUGUAUGUCGGCAUGAUGGAAAACAACAUCCCCUCCAGAUUCAAGAACCAAACAUCCCUGCCAGAUUGCUUCCGGCCAUUUCCCAACUGCCGCAUUGUGCUAGACUGUACUGAAGUGGCUGUCUCCAGCACAGAAAGACUGGACACCCAGAGUCAUCUGUACAGUCAUUACAAAGGACGCACCACGCUUAAAACUCUGAUCGGUGUGGCUCCCAAUGGAGUUAUAACCUUUGUCAGUGACCUAUAUGGUGGAAGCACAUCGGACAAGGCGAUAACAGCUGACUGCAGAGUACUCCAACAGCUAGAACCAGGUGACAUGGUGAUGGCUGACAAGGGCUUCACUAUUCAUGACAUUUUGCCUGCAGAUGUUUCGCUGAACAUCCCAACGUUCCUUGUCAACGGACACUUCACAAUGGAGGAAGUUAACCACAACAGAAUUAUUGCCAGUGCGAGAAUUCAUGUGGAGCGUUCCAUUCAGCACCUGAAAACGUUUCACAUUUUGGCCUACAUCCCAUACCAGUAUAAGAAGCAUGCCAACAAGAUACUGAAAGUAUGCGUUUGUCUCACAAAUUUACAGAAACCCAUACUCCGUGAAAUAGCAUGAAUUGUUUGUCACUGUCUGCCACAUUGGCAAUAUCAGCCUUGAACGUUUUUUGUAUAGCCAGUCACUUCACACAACACCUUCAGUCACUUCACACAACACAACAUCACCUACAACUGCACCCAGACCUACAACCUGCAGCUGAAGCCCACCCUCAGCAAGAUUAAGCUCCUCUGUGUCUUCUCCCUCUCCUCCGAGUCAUCACCGUGAGAGCGGUGGGGUUUUAUGUAACGUGAUGUGUAACAUGGUAUCAAAUAUCAUGACUGACAUGGUGUAAACAUAUUAUACAAUAUUUUCAAGUGUUCUUGCUGAAAUCCCAGCAUUAGAAGAAAUGGUUGUGGUUUGAUGUGUGAAGAAACUUAAGCUGAUGUCUUGAAUGUGAUUCAAGUGUAUUCCUUUUCUGUUUUUUCCUGGACAUGUAUAAAUGUGUAUUAUUGAAAUUUGAAUAGUUAUUUUUCCCUUGCUAAUCAAUUUUCCCAAACUGAA
Molecule: messenger RNA, 1745 nt
Organism: Epinephelus moara (kelp grouper)
Lineage: Eukaryota; Metazoa; Chordata; Actinopteri; Perciformes; Serranidae
Exons: 2
Coding region: 201-1262 (353 amino acids)
Source: RefSeq, a predicted model, not a curated record